AGAGACAGUACUGCCCUCCCCCCUACUCUCUUAUCACGCCUUUCAGACAUAAAACUGGGCCGAGCACAUGUCCUAAACAAACCUCUUCAGCUCUGCCAAGCACGCAUUUAGCUCUGCAGUGUGACUCACUGCAGUUUCCUGGUAAGCCCGCUGCGGUUUGGAUGUCUGUCAGUCGCUGUUUUCACUGGUGUUUUCCGACUAAAGCAGUUUUGUGCAUACAGGUGGAGACAAGUGAAGGAUGUCAGACAACCAAGAUAUGAUGGAAAUGGGGGUAAACGGAGCCUCCAAAGUUUCCCGUUCAAGACAUCCGUUGCAAGGCGCCACAGUCAGUUUCCACAAUAUUCACUACAGGGUGAAACAGGGAGGUGGAUGUUUUUGCCGAAAGAAGGCCACGACCAAAGACAUCCUCGUCGACCUCAAUGGGAUCAUGAAGCCGGGUCUCAACGCCAUCAUGGGAGCGACAGGAAGCGGGAAGUCAUCGUUUCUGGAUGUUCUGGCAGCCAGAAAGGACCCUGCAGGUCUGACAGGAGAGGUCCUGAUCGACGGAGCCCCUCAGCCCCCGAACUUUAAGUGUCUCUCUGGCUAUGUGGUUCAGGACGAUGUGGUGAUGGGGACUCUGACGGUCAGGGAAAACUUCACCUUCUCUGCAGCCCUGCGGCUCCCAUCAAGCAUCAGCCAGAAGGAGAAGAAGGCGAAAGUUGACAGACUGAUCAAGGAGCUGGGACUGGGCCGAGUGGCCGACUCCAGGGUGGGCACUCAGCUGAUUCGUGGGAUUUCUGGUGGCGAGAGGAAGAGGACAAACAUUGGGAUGGAGCUGAUUAUCGACCCGCCCGUCCUCUUCCUGGAUGAACCCACCACGGGCCUCGACGCCAGCACGGCCAACUCUGUGCUGCUGCUGCUCAAGAGGAUGGCAAACAGUGGUCGCACCAUUAUCCUCUCCAUCCACCAGCCUCGAUACACCAUCUACCGCCUCUUCGACAGCCUCACCCUGCUAGUCAACGGUCAUCAGGUUUAUCACGGCCCAGCGCGGAGUGCACUGGAGUACUUCUCAGACAUUGGAUACACCUGUGAGCCCCACAACAACCCUGCUGACUUCUUCCUGGAUGUCAUCAACGGAGACUCGACCGCCGUCGCCCUCAACAGUGGGAAAACAGAAGAUCCAGAUCUAGAGCCGGAUUCAGAAUCGAUGUCAAAGUCCCGAAGAGGGAUUGAGGAGAAGCUGGUGGAGGAGUACAGAAACGGUCAACACUUCAAAGAGACCAAAGCAGAGCUGGAGAGGAUCGUCCAGGGAAAGAAGGUGGUCACUACUACUCCCUUCAGAACCAUCACCUACACCACCGGCUUCUUCACGCAGUUCAGAUGGGUUCUCAAGAGAACAUUUCGCAACCUCAUACUCAACCCGCAGACCUCCAUCGCUCAGGUAGCAGUAACAGUCUUCCUCGCUCUGGUUGUUGGAGCCCUUUUCUUCAAUGUCCAAGAUGAUUCGAGCGGAAUUCAGAACAGGACUGGCGCGCUGUUCUUCGUCGUCGUGAAUCAGUGUUUCAGCUCCCUGUCAGCUGCUGAACUCUUCAUCACAGAGAGGAAAAUCUUCACUCAUGAGUAUAUCAGCGGUUACUACAGGGUAUCGGUCUACUUCCUGUGUAAGAUCUUGUCUGACAUCAUCACACUGAGGACCAUCCCCGCUAUCGUCUUCACCUGUGUGGCAUACUUCAUGGUUGGUCUGAAGCCGACAGCUGGGGCCUUCUUCUUCUUCAUGCUCACUGUCGCUCUGUGUGCCUACACCGCCACGUCCAUGGCUUUCGCCAUCUCAGCUGACCAGACAGUGGUGGCCAUCGCUAACAUCUUUAUGACGAUCACCUGCGUCUUCAUGAUGAUCUUUGCAGGACUACUGGUGAACAUCCCCUCCAUCGCCAGCUGGCUCGCGUGGUUGAAGUACUUAAGUAUACCCAGAUAUGGCCUCAGUGCUCUGCAGGCUAAUGAGUUCACCGGGCUGACAUUCUGUGAGAAAAUGAAUACUACUCUCGGCCAGCAAUACUGUUACAGUGGCGAGAAGGUUCUGGAGGACCAGGGCGUCAAUUACUCCCUCUGGGGCAUGUGGCAGAACCACUUGGCCUUGUUCAUCAUGACCAUCUGCUUCCUCAUCAUAACUUACCUGAAACUGCGCUUCAUCAAGAAGUUCACCUAAACACUGCUGACUCAGGGUUGUUGGUCCUGAAUGUUUUUGUCUUAUCUGUUCUUUUCAAGUUCAGGUUCAGUUUUCAUGUCAUUUAUUCAGGUUAUAAAUACAGAUCUAUAAUACUGAUUUUUUUCCUUACUUUUUCUAUUUUGUAAA
Molecule: messenger RNA, 2332 nt
Organism: Oreochromis niloticus (Nile tilapia)
Lineage: Eukaryota; Metazoa; Chordata; Actinopteri; Cichliformes; Cichlidae
Product: ATP-binding cassette sub-family G member 2
Exons: 18
Coding region: 239-2185 (648 amino acids)
Cellular component (GO): membrane
Molecular function (GO): ABC-type transporter activity; ATP hydrolysis activity; ATP binding
Source: RefSeq, a predicted model, not a curated record